This is a messenger RNA of Dreissena polymorpha, 2756 nucleotides long. RefSeq lists its product as uncharacterized. The transcript has 3 exons. Gene Ontology annotation, molecular function: zinc ion binding. The coding region runs from base 336 to 2027 and encodes 563 amino acids. The record is from RefSeq and is a predicted model, not a curated record. NCBI's taxonomy places the organism in Eukaryota, Metazoa, Mollusca, Bivalvia, Myida, Dreissenidae.
UUAUAACUGUCAAUAUCAUGUUUCACCCAUUUUCAGAAAAUGGUUUGUCCCUGUAUUAUCAGUGUAAUGUAGAGUUCACUAUAUGCAUAGCCUUUGUGUAGGUUGACUAUGGAUUUUUACUUCAGUGUGAUUUAAAAAGGAGUGUGGCUUAAACAGGACACAUAAUUCCGCUAUUUACAAGGUUAAAUGAAGUAUAUUUGGGUUAAUAUACUAACUUAAAGACUGUGUGGUGUAAGUCUUCAAAUAUACUCAUUCUGUACGUUGGGAAGGGAUCAUUCUAAUAGUGAAUACAAAACAUUUCAGAACAAAAGACAGUUCACAAUAUCUACUGUAAAAUGGCAACAUCUCUAGGAUCAGGUCAUAAUAGUUCAGAUUUAGUGAAGGACUAUGUUUGUGGAGGUUGUGAAAGUAGAAACAUUUAUGAAAGAGCAGAUUAUUUUUGUGCAACAUGUACAAAGUUUUUCUGCAGAAAAUGCAUUGAUCCUCAUGAUCAAAUAUAUGCAAACCAUUCCAAAUAUGGUAGAGGAGAAACAAAUAAAUGGCCUCUUACAAAAACAAUGGAGGAUUUGCUACUUAAAUGUGAUUUGCAUAAAGACAAGAAACUGAAAAUGUUUUGUCAGGACCACAGUCAGCUGUCUUGCACUGAUUGUGUUUUACUGAAUCACAGACAGUGCACAAAUGUGGCUCUAAUUUCUGAGUCAGCCAAAAACCUGUCAAUGGAUAUGCGACAGCUGUCAAACAAUCUGAAAACUAUUGUUGAUGAACUAAAUAAGUUUAAGAGUAAAAAAGAGGCCAGCAUUCAGUCCGUGGAGGUAUCAUGUAAUGCAAAACUGCAAGAAAUCCAAGACAUGCGAAAGAAACUAAAUGCUGCUUUGGAUGUACUAGAAAAUACAACAUUAAAAGAAUUGAAUGAACAUCGGACCACAAUGCAAACCUCUCUCAAGAAAGAUGUUGAAAACUGCAGCAGACUGAAGGAUGACUUGCAAAAACUCAGUGAAGCUGUAAAUGGCCUUUGUGAUAAGAGCAAGAAAGAACUUGAGUUCAUAGCCAGCAGGAAAUGUCUGGACAAAAUACAUGAGUCUGAGUCAUAUCUAAAGGAGAACCUCGUAAAUGUGCAGAGUUCAAUGAUAUUCAAAGCAAACACUGAUAUUGAGCAGUACCUGUCUAAACAGUCUAGACUAGGAAGGAUUUUAGACAGUAUGCAGUCUCUCACACUCAAGAUGAAUCCAGACCAGGUAUUAACUGUAAAGAGGAGAUUAGAGUACACUGUGAGCAUACCAAGCGACACAAGUCAGUCUUUCAGCAUCUUUGGCAUUUGCAUCAUGCCUAGUGACCAGGUCAUUGUUACAGAUUACCAUAAUAAAAAAGUGAAGCUGUUGAACCAGCAAUACAAUGUGUCCAGUCACUGUGAUGUGUCUGGUAUGCCAUGGGACAUUUGCCAAAUCACAUCCAGUGAGGUGGCUGUAACCUUAAAUAAAGAUGUGCAGUUUAUCUCUAUUAACAAUGGAAAUCUGGUGAGUAGGAGAAAGAUUUCAUUAAAGCAUGAUGUUUAUGGUAUUGCCCACCAUAAGGAAAAGUUGUAUAUCACCUCUGGCACUGCCCUGUACCACUACAAUAUGACUGGGACACUUGUGAAAAAGCUGUUUGAGGUUGCUGGAGGCUCCCAUACAGUGUUUUACUGUGCAGUGAGUCCUGCUGGAGACAAGAUCUAUGUCACCAACUACACACAGCACAAGCUCCUUACUCUGGCUACAGAUGGGACUCUGAUAUCUUCCUUUGAGCACCCUGAACUACAAAACCCCAGGGGUGUACACGUAACACCUGCAGGACAUGUAUUGGUCUGCGGACAAGGCUCCCAAACUGUCAUACAAGUGGAUCAUGAGGGAAAAAAGAAACUAGCAACUCUGGCUUCACAAAGAGAUGGACUCUGCCUACCAGCCUCUGUCUGCUACAACACCAACACUCACCAGUUGAUUGUGGGACUAUAUAAUCUUAACACUAAAAUCUUUGUUAUGGACUUGCAAUAGCUCUUCAAUUUGAUGAAAACAUUUACUUGAAACACUUUUAUAAACAUAAUUGCCCAUUUUUCUUUGAAUGACUAAUUCAGUAUCAGCAAUUUAUAUCUAGGUAAAGAAAAAACAUAUUCAUACAGUUUAAUUUUGUUAUGAACGAAUAAUAAUAAAAUUUUAUUUAAAAAUGAGUUGUUUCAAUGCUCGAAAGAUUGCACCAUUUUAAUUUUGAAUAUAUGACAACUGUCUAUAAUGUUGAUAUUGGUUAGUUCUUAAGUCAAGUUAUGUUAAGUAAUUAUUAAAAUGUAUUUACAUUUUAUUAUUUAUAAAUUCUGAUGUUUUUCAUAAUUCAUUAGUUAUUGUUCAGGAAGAAAUGUUUUAAUGUUAUUUAUACUUAAUCUUUUCUAAAAAAAAAUGUAUUUUGAUAUCUAUGCCAUAUUUGUAUGUGUGCUUUUGAUUGCCUAUUGAAGUCAAUAGUAUAUAUUUUUUUAUAUAUAUUGUUUAGUUAUAUAUAGUUAUAUAGUUAUAUAUAUAUAUAGUUAUAAUAUAUAUAUAUAUAUACCUCACAUAAACUACACAGGUCCGUUAUUUUGAAGAUGCACGCGCAUCUAUAAGUGCCUGCUAUGUUAGUUAUUUGUAACAUGUGUGCAAAUAAUCACGCAAAGAUUUUUCUUUAUAUACUUAGGGUAAACGCACAAUUUGUUUGGCAUUUUGGAGGAAAUAAAGAAUAUAUAUACUUAAGUUAUC